UGGUCCAGUGCGAAACAUGUGUACAUUUUGUCUUGCAACACUGAGGAAAUUUUGGUUGCAGCAUAUAUUUGCCGUCUUGACAGUAUCCAACUCUCAAACUUAACAAUACAGAAACGUUCCUGAUUUUGGUAGGUCAGAAAAAGAUAGAAAAGAUGAACAAAGAAGAGAUCCUUGAACAGUUUAUCCGAUGUCAACAGGAGAGUCCACAGAUGUCAGCAGCUGUGGCAGCUAUACAUGUACUCAUGCUGUUCCUCAAACAGAACACAGCUGGAACACUAGCAGAGCUGAGAGAUAACUUGAAGGAAGCCAUCAAAACUCUGAGUAAGAGUGACACGUCCAUCACAUCAGUGUCUUCAGGCUGUGAACUGUUUCUCAGGUUCAUCACUCUCACUGCUCUAGACCAUCCGGAUUUCCAAGAGUACAAACAGGUGUUGCUUGACAGAGGAGAGCUUUUCCUGAAGAAAAUCUCCAACUCCAGACAGAAGAUCGCCAAGCUGGGCCACCCUUUUGUCACAGAUGGAGCUACCAUCCUAGUCCACUCAGAGUCCAGAGUUGUGUUGGAGGUGUUGAAGAAAGCUGCCUCGGCUAACAAGAGGUUCACUGUCUAUGUCACAGAGUCGCAACCUGACAGAUCAGGUUUGAAGAUGCACAACAAGCUGGUAGAGGCAGGUAUCCCCAGUACUGUUAUCCUGGAUGCUGCCAUGGCUUACAUCAUGGAGAAGGUGGACCUGGUCAUGGUGGGGGCUGAGGGGGUGGUGGAGAGCGGGGGGAUCAUCAACAAGAUUGGAACUUACCAGAUGGCCCUGUGUGCAAAGAAUGCCAACAAGCCGCUGUACGUGGUGGCUGAGAGCUUCAAAUUCGUCCGACUCUAUCCACUCAAUCAAACAGACCUGCCUGAUGACUUUAAAUACAGAUACUCGACCCUGAGCUCUAACACAGACCUGGGGAAGGAGCACCCCUCGGUAGACUACACCCCUCCCAACCUCAUCACCCUGCUGUUCACAGACCUGGGCAUCCUCACACCGUCAGCUGUCAGCGAUGAACUCAUCAAACUAUACUGCUGACAGCAACCAGAAACAGCGCUAGGACAGCCCUCUUGUAACUUGGAUACUUGUAUGCUUUAUUAUGUCCAUUAGCCAACAUUACAACAUUAGUUUUGUAAGAUAUUAUAAGUCCUUCCUGCACCAGGUGGUGUAUAGGGCAGGGCCCAUCUCUGGCCCUUGAGCCACACAGUAGGGGGCUAAUCUAGUCCACAAAUAGUGGUGUAUGUUUAACUACCAUUAUACUCUUUCCUAACUGCCGAGUGCUAAACAUUGUUUAUGAUUUGGCUGGGGAUCAAAUUCAUGACCUACCCAAUGCAUAGCAAACAAUCUACCCACUUAGCCAUUGCACUGGUCAGAUAUUAUAGCCUCUGUAAAAAUUCUGUAUGCAGAAUGGUUGUAAAUAAUGCAUUUUAACCUUUCAAUCGGUGUUCAGCUUAUCCACGGACAAGUGGAAGCUAAGAAAGUGUGAACACUUCAAGAAAUGAAGUGAUAAAAAUGUCAGCAGAGAUAUACGAUAUGUUGAAAAACUAUUGUCUCAACUGUAUUAAAGCUUUUGUUCGAAUUUUGUGCCUGUCUCCUCAUAAUUUUGUCUGCCAG
Messenger RNA from Branchiostoma belcheri (Belcher's lancelet), 1640 nucleotides. Its product is annotated as translation initiation factor eIF-2B subunit alpha-like. The record is from RefSeq and is a predicted model, not a curated record. The transcript has 9 exons. Lineage: Eukaryota; Metazoa; Chordata; Leptocardii; Amphioxiformes; Branchiostomatidae. Gene Ontology annotation, biological process: translational initiation. The coding region runs from base 153 to 1064 and encodes 303 amino acids. Gene Ontology annotation, cellular component: eukaryotic translation initiation factor 2B complex. Gene Ontology annotation, molecular function: translation initiation factor activity; guanyl-nucleotide exchange factor activity.